AUGCAUCUCCUGCCAGUCAUUACAGCCGUUGCGCUAAUUUACACGCCUCUUGCCUCUGCCGUCCCGUCGUCUUCCAAUCCACAGUUCCCGGCUGCCUUAUUAACCGAAUCCAACUCUGCGGCUCUCCCUACGCAGGAAUGGCAUUCACCCAGACUAUGGACUAGGCUGCGUAACUCGAUUAUAGAGACUAUCUGGCGGGUUCCAAGCCAGCAACGCCAUCCGUCGAGGAUCAAGUCCCCCGCUUCGUCACGUAAAGCUCCGGCUUCUAUCCGAGCACGGUAUGGCGACGAUGUUGUGCUUCGAUUCACGAUCCAAUCCCAAAGCGAUAUACAAGCUUUGGUAGAGGCCUCUAAUAUCCUGUUCCUGGAUAUUUGGGCGUCUACAGAUGAAUGGGUGGAUAUCAGAUUGGCGAAGGAUGUGGUCCCAUCUCUCCUGGGACUGCUUCCUAGUUCGUUAAAAGCCGCCAGUGUCCCUGUUAUCCAUGACCUCGCCCAAGCAGUAUACGAAUCCUAUCCUCAACCUUCCUCUUCGACCCCCAACCCUCAUCGCGCCUUUUCCCCUUCAAUCCGCCUGUCUUCCGAAGCCCAAAAUAUUUUCUUUCAGGAUUAUCAGCCUCUCUCAGUGAUGACUCCUUGGAUGCGUCUGUUAGCCUCGAUGUUUUCCACACAUGUCAGCUUGAUAAGUCUGGGUACAUCGUACGAAGGACGGGACAUUACUGCCUUCCGGAUCGGCACCCACCCCAUGAAUCCUGAUAAUCCGUUUGGGCAACGCAAAACUAUCAUUAUUACUGGUGGCUCGCAUGCAAGAGAGUGGAUCAGCGUUUCUACAGUGAACUACGUUGCAUACUCUCUCAUCACGGGGUACGGUAAAUCGAAAGCCAUCACCAAGCUAAUCGAAGAGUUCGACUGGGUGCUAGUUCCGACUAUGAACCCAGACGGGUACGUGUAUACUUGGGAAACCGACCGACUUUGGCGAAAAAAUCGACAAGAGAACAAUCUACAGUUUUGUCCAGGCGUCGACCUUGAUCGCACCUGGGGUUUUGAAUGGGAUGGCACCGACAGUAGAAGCAACCCGUGCUCUGAGGAUUUUGCUGGAGAUGGCCCGUUUGGGGGAACAGAAGCACAACGAAUUUCACAAUGGGCGCGAAACCAGACGAUGAAUAAUAACGUUACCUUUAUAGGCUUCCUCGACCUCCACUCAUACUCUCAACAAAUCCUAUAUCCGUAUUCCUAUUCCUGCAAUAAUAUUCCCCCAACGCUGGAAAACCUCGAAGAGCUGGCCAUUGGAAUUUCUAGGGCUAUUCGACGGACAGACAACGAACACUAUGACGUGAGCUCUGCCUGCCAAGGGUCUGUUAACUCUGGGAAGAAAAAGCAAGGCCCUGCGCUGAAGCGCAUGGAGAGCGCUGGAGGAAGCGCCCUCGAUUGGUUCUACCAUGACCUACAUGUUCGAUACGCCUAUCAGCUUAAGCUGCGGGACAAGGGCAGCUAUGGCUUCUUGUUGCCCAGGAGCAACAUUAUUCCUACCGGCAAAGAAGUUUACAAUGCUGUCCUAGAAUUCGGGAAGUUUUUGCUUGGCAAAGAAGCCCCAAGUGUGGAUUGGGAUGCAGAAUUCCAGGUCUCUGAUCCUUCUCGCCCUAUAUCCCCCGAUAAUGAAUAUCAUGACCGAGACGUUGAACACGAAGCCCUCCAGCAGUUAGAUGAUGAAGACGGCGAGGCUGACAGCCAUUGGGUUUUACGAACGCAACGCUCUUGA
Messenger RNA from Uncinocarpus reesii 1704, 1755 nucleotides. RefSeq lists its product as uncharacterized. Gene Ontology annotation, molecular function: metallocarboxypeptidase activity; zinc ion binding. Lineage: Eukaryota; Fungi; Ascomycota; Eurotiomycetes; Onygenales; Onygenaceae. The transcript has 2 exons. The record is from RefSeq and is a predicted model, not a curated record. Bases 1 to 1755 code for a protein of 584 amino acids. Gene Ontology annotation, biological process: proteolysis.